Penicillium taxi is the source of this 231-nucleotide messenger RNA. RefSeq lists its product as uncharacterized. The record is from RefSeq and is a predicted model, not a curated record. The transcript is spliced from 2 exons. The coding region runs from base 1 to 231 and encodes 76 amino acids. Lineage: Eukaryota; Fungi; Ascomycota; Eurotiomycetes; Eurotiales; Aspergillaceae.
AUGCUCCGGGUGCUUAUAGACACCAAAAUCCGCUACCUACCAAUCGUCGAUAUUUUCUGUCAAGCCAAGGACGCUAACCAACUUCCAAGCUCAGUGAUCCUCUAUGACCGAGAGCAGUGGACAAGUGAUGUUGAGCUUUGUACCCCGGGCUACUUGGCUCUCGAGGCCGAAGCCGCGGGGAGAGUACCCCAUAACCCGUCUCACUAUACCAGGCCCUAUCCAGGCGGUUAA